Rotaria sordida is the source of this 1863-nucleotide messenger RNA. NCBI's taxonomy places the organism in Eukaryota, Metazoa, Rotifera, Eurotatoria, Philodinida, Philodinidae. The record is from the annotation of a GenBank genome assembly.
AUGUUCCAUCUUAUAUUCUUAUAUCUCUUAUCUAAUAUUCAUUUAACAAUUGCUAAUAUUGAAACAUUACAUUUUGAGAGUGCUUGUCUUCAACAAUCUAAUAUAGUACAAUUAAAUCUUCGUUGUUCACAAUAUGAACAUAUACAAAUAAUUCGUAUUAUAUAUGGUUAUACAAAACAACCAUUAUUACAAGAAUGUCAAUUUAGUAUAUAUGAUUGUAUACAAGAAGGUACAAGUCAUAAUAUACUUUCAUGUAAUAAUAAACAAACAUGUUUAAUAAAUUUAACAAAAAAUGAAAUGUUAUCAUCAGCAAUAAGAACAAAUGGUGUAUCAAAUUGUCCAGAUUUUAAUUAUAUACAAGUUAAUUUUGGUUGUAUACCAAAUUCAAAAGAUAUAUGUGAUAAAUGGAAAGAUGAAGGACCAAUAAUUCAUAUAAGUCAUACAUAUUCAAAAGAUCGACAAUAUAAUCGAUGUCAUUGUAAAAUACGUUCAUCAAUAUUAAAUGGACAAGUUUUAUUACAUGCACGUGAAAUAAAUCGACAAUAUGGAAGUUUAAAAUCAUUAAUAUAUCCAAAAUUAUCAAAUAUUGAUUGUAAAAAAACAUCAUAUUUAGAAAUAGCAACAGAUCGUUUUGAAAGAAAAUGUAUGGAUAUAUUACCAUCAACAAGUAAUACAGCUUUAUUUGGUUCUGGUUCACAUAAUUUUACAUUAACAUAUGUUAAAAAUGAUCGUUUUUCUGAAUUAUUUUUUUAUCUUGAAUUAAAAGCAAGUCCUAUAAAAAAAGAUCAUAAUGUACAAAUUAUUUGUAAUUGGAAAAGACGUGAAACAACAACAACAACAACAAUAAGUACAACAGUAAUAAGUACAACAAUACCAAUUACAAAAGAACGUAAAAAAACAACAAUUGAAGUGCAAAAUGGAGCAAAAUUAAGUCGAUUUGAUCUUAUGAGACAUCGACCAGUAACUCAAAAAGUUCAUGAUGAUUAUAUUGAUAGUGAAGAUAAUACAAAUAUUCUAAAUAAUGAAGAAGAAAUAACUAAUCAAGAAGAUGAAGUAGGAGAAGAACAAGAACAAGAACAAGAACAAGAACAAGAACAAGAACAAGAACAGGAAGAAGAAGAAAUUUUAACAACUACAACUGCAAUAACAACAUUAAAAAUUAAAAGAACAAAAAUUAAAAAAAAUUCUACAUCAACUACUGAAAUAACAACAACUACUACAACAAAAACAAUCACAACAUUAUCGGAUGAUGAUGAAGAAUGGUUACGUAUCUUAUCUCUUGCUGAUAUGGAAUCUCAAUCACCAUCAAAACAAUUAAUAUCAAUAAAUAAUCGAACAUUUGUUACUGUAACACAAGCUUCAAUUAUAAAUUUUGAUGAAAAAUUUCAUCAUACAUCAUCAUCAAAUAAACUUCUUAUUAUUCUUCUUGUUAUUAUUUGUUUAACAAUUUUUAUUCUUAUUAUUUAUUGUUUUAAAGUUAAAAAACCUGGUUGUAUUCAACGUUUAAGAACGAAUACAAAUGUUGCUUUUUUAUUUUGUUGUGAAGCUGCAAAACUUUUAUUUUGUUCAUCAAAUGAUUCACGUCAUCAAACAAGAUCAAUAUCAAAUACACCACCAUCACCAACAAUAGGCAAUCGUCGUCAUCAUCGUCGUCAUCGUCAUCAUCAUCAUAAUCGACCUUCAUCAUCCAUGCCUGAUUAUCAAUCAAGUGAAUAUUACAUGGAUGAAACAGGAAAUAAUUGUCGUACAACACAAAGUAUAUAUGAUGGUGGUGGCAAGUCAAUUUAUAGUAUCGAUUAUGAUGAAGAAGAAACAGCAUAUACAGCUAAAUAUGAUCGACAUCAUGAUGGCGGCAGUUGUUAA